Messenger RNA from Naegleria lovaniensis, 879 nucleotides. RefSeq lists its product as uncharacterized. The record is from RefSeq and is a predicted model, not a curated record. Lineage: Eukaryota; Heterolobosea; Eutetramitea; Acrasida; Naegleriidae. The transcript is spliced from 2 exons. The coding region runs from base 1 to 879 and encodes 292 amino acids.
AUGACCGAUGUGAAACCAUUUUCCAAUCCCGUGAAUGAAGAACAAGAUGCUUCCAAAUCGGAAGACAAGAAUGAUAUCAAUGAUGACGAGGACGACGACAAGAUGGCAACUCAGAAAACUGCAGUGGAUCCAACAUUGCCAGAAACAGCCAAUACAAGUCAAGACAAAAAGACCUCAGGCAUGAGUGACAAUUCCAAUGAGCCAUCAAACAAUGUCAGUGCUUCUCCAACACUCGACAAUAACGCUUCGGAUCAAGGCGCCAAGAUCUUGAUUAUGGAUAAACAAGUCUCGCCCAACGAAGCUCUCUACAACCAGGAAUAUCAAUUGGAAAAGGUCAUUGGAUGUAUGUUUACAACUCUUGAGAAAAUUGAAAAUCAAGCCACAAGAGCUUGGUUCAUUGCAGAAACAGCAUUCAUUAUGGAAAAGAGCACCAAGUAUGCAGAGGCAUUUGGAAUUUAUGUCAAGGCAGGAAUUAUUCUUCAUCAAGCUAUUGAGACAAUGAAAAAUUUGGAAGUAGAAUCUGAAAGGUCGAAAGCUCUUAGGUCUUUCCUAACGACCGUUUUACGAGAUAUUUUUGAACGUACUCUUGCCAUUCAACAAGACAAGUUGAAUAGCAGUAUUAAUAGCUCACAAUCCCCUCAGAAUGAAGUUGGUGUACAUCAAAUCUUGUACAUGUAUGCAAUCCGAAUUGCGCAAGAAGCAGCUUACAAAGAAUAUCUCAAUUCCUCACAAUGCACCAAAGAAUGUCUUGCCAUGUAUAUUAGAGCCAAGUACAUUUUCGAAUAUUUAAUUGAGGCUUCAGAAGAGUAUUCUGAGAAAGUUGAGCUGAGAAACUUUUUAGCCAAGUUCACAGAAAGAAUUAAUUUCCUUGAGAAUUAA